Dipodomys ordii (Ord's kangaroo rat) is the source of this 1295-nucleotide messenger RNA. RefSeq names its product Sin3A-associated protein, 25kDa (gene Sap25). Gene Ontology annotation, biological process: regulation of DNA-templated transcription. The transcript is spliced from 6 exons. Lineage: Eukaryota; Metazoa; Chordata; Mammalia; Rodentia; Heteromyidae. Bases 216 to 1241 code for a protein of 341 amino acids. Gene Ontology annotation, cellular component: nucleus; cytoplasm. The record is from RefSeq and is a predicted model, not a curated record.
GCGUGCCUGCGCGUGCACGCUCGGGUCUGUGAGCGAGCAGUGCGUGUGCACGUCACGGGCAUGCCCAGCCCCACCGCCAGGGGGCGCACUGGAGGCAGCAGAGGCGGGGAGCCACACGUGGCUGGAGCCGCGCAGGCGUCGUCGUGGGCGACGCCUGGGAGGGAGGCGAGCGGCCUCGUGACUGAGGGCGCAGGCCUUGCUCACUCCCACUCAGUAUGCUGUCCUGGCCGUGCGCGCCCCAGGGCGCGAGCGACGGGGGCAUGGCGGAGGUGGGCGUGGAGGAGGGAGGCAGGGAGGACGCAGAGGAGCCUGGGGAGGAGGAGGACGUGGAGGAGCAGGAUCCGGGAGAGGAGGAGGAGGAGGACGCGGAGGAGCAGGGAGAGGUCGCCGAGCAGCACGAGCAGGGCGGCGGGCAGAGCCCGGCCCGGAGCCCUGGGGAGCCGGCGGACGCAGCUUGGGCACCGGCCAGCCUCCAUCUCCAGGCCUCCAGCCCCUUGCACUCGCGGGCCGGGCCCUGGGUCCAGCAGGAGCUGCUGCCGCGCUGCCCCCCACAUCUGGUGACUGGGCAGCCCCCAGCAAGUCCAGUCCCACCUGCCCCUAAGAUGACGUGGGAGGUGACCUCUUCAAGGACGGCUGUUCUGUCACCGUGGGACCCUAACUAUGAGUCUAAAACAAGAUCUCAUCUGACUUGGGGGCCCGGCUGUGGGUCAGGUGCCUCCUUCUCUAACCGGACCAUGUGUCAUCCUUCUUUCUACCCCUUGUACGAGGCAGCUGGCAGGGGGUACCCUCAGCCAGUGCCUCCCGGAAGGCAUCAUCAUAAUGGACAAUCCAUGCCCAGGGAUGCAGGAGUCCCAGUGAUGUGUCGGGAAGACUUCUUUCUCUUGGAUCCUCUGCUGCCACAUGGACAGCGUGUUCCUCUGUACCUGGCUGAGCCUCCUCAUCAGGCCAUGGGCCCCAUGAAGCUGCUGCUCCUGCCACCUGUCAUGACCCCCUGGGUAUAUCCCUCUGCACCCCAGGGCAGUUCCACCACAGCCUGGCUCAGCGGGCCGGAGCUGAUUGCCCUCACCGGCCUGCUGCAGAUGAGCCAGGGAGAGCAGAGACGCAACCUUGCAGAGGUUCCCUUGGCCUCCACCAGCCUUCCAGAGCCCAACUCCAACCCUCAGGAGACCAGUGGUCAUCAGAGCUGCUGUGAUAGCACCAGCCCGUCUGUCACUCAGGGUCCAGACUCUCACUGUUCAUAAUGCACCCACCCCCCACCCCCAGCUAGUGCAGUUUCCUCUUGCCUAGCCUGAUAU